Racocetra persica is the source of this 483-nucleotide messenger RNA. The record is from the annotation of a GenBank genome assembly. NCBI's taxonomy places the organism in Eukaryota, Fungi, Glomeromycota, Glomeromycetes, Diversisporales, Gigasporaceae.
AUGACGGAAGAAAAAAAAAUGGAACAAAUUGUAGAUCAAGACGGAGAAGUAGUAGACUUUACUGAUGUUAAAGCCGGUGUAGCUGCUUUGGAUAAGAAAAAAGUGAUAAUUGAUGCUCAAAAGGCAGAAAUCAGAGAUUUGCGUAAGCAAAUUUACCAAAAAGAUGAAAGGAUAACAGACUUAGAGCAGAAUUUAGAGCAAGCUUUAGAAGGCAAAAAUCGUUAUCAAAGGGAAUUUAUGAGAGCUAACAAAAUCAAUGUGGAAGCCCAAAAUAAAGAAAGAAGUCCUUCUGAUGGAUUUGUAGACGAUUUGGUUGGUAGAAUUAAAAGAAUGAAAACUGCUCCGUGGGUUGUAAAAUCGAGUGCCAUUAAAAACCGAGUGUUUGGAAUUAUUAAACAUUCAGAAAUAAUGGUAGAAAGAAAUAUAUAUUUAACGAAAUUAGAGAACCGAAUGGUUCAGGAUGAGGUUUUUGAUCUUUUACGA